CCCUCCCUCGCUAACGAUCAAACCCCGUCUGUUAUUACCAAACACCCCCUUCUCCUUCUUCUUUCUUUCUUUCUCUCUCCAAAAUUUCAUAUCGUCUCCAUCACUACUCUCCUUGAACACAUUUUUCAAUUUCCACUGUGAUCGAUCCGCAACCACCGGUGAUCGACAAUGGCGAGGGCUAGCACUGGCCCCGCUUACCCUGAACGCUUCUACGCCGCUGCUUCUUACGUUGGUUUCGCCGGAUCUCCCGAUUCCUCCGCCUCUAACGCCGUUGUCUCUAAGUUCAAUAAUGAAGCCGCUCUUUUACUCUAUGCUCUUUAUAAACAGGCUACUGUUGGACCAUGUAACAUUCGGAAACCAAGUUCUUGGAGUCCUAUUGAGCUAAGCAAAUGGAAAAGUUGGAGUGGCCUAGGAAACAUGGCGCCUGCAGAAGCCAUGCGCCUAUUUGUGAAGAUUUUAGAGGAAGAAGACCCAGGAUGGUAUUCAAGAGCAGAUGUGGAGUCGGACGCAGUUGUUGAUGUGCAAAUGAAUCACAAUUCAAAGAGUGAGGAAAUCGUUGAGAAUGGCAAUGCUUAUCCGGAGACAAAGACAGUUUCCUCCGAAAAUGGAGCUGUAGUGGAAUCUCAGGAUAAGGAUGUUGUCUCUGAAGGUCUUGGAUCAAUUAGUGUCUACGACCAAUGGGUUGAACCCCCCGUUUCCGGCCAACGACCUAAACCUCGAUAUGAGCAUGGAGCAGCUGUUAUAGGGGAGAAGAUGUAUGUCUAUGGCGGAAAUCACAAUGGCCGGUAUCUUAGUGAUCUUCAGGUUUUAGAUCUGAGAGCGUGGACCUGGUCUAGAGUUGAAGUCAAGACAGGGACUGAGACGCCAGAAGAGCAAUCUUGUAUUCCAUCUAUCCCCUGCGCAGGUCACACGUUGAUAUCAUGGGAAAACAAGCUUCUCUCAGUUGCUGGGCAUACUAAGGAUCUUUCCGAGACAAUCCAAGUGAGGGUUUUUGAUGCGCAAACAUCAAGUUGGUCAAUCCUGAAGACAUACGGAAAGUCACCGAUAUCGCGUGGGGGUCAUUCUGUUACCGUGGUUGGCUCCACCUUAGUUAUCUUUGGUGGUCAAAAUGCAAGCAGAACUCUCUUAAAUGAUCUUCACCUUCUUGACUUGGAAACCAUGACAUGGGAUGAAUUUGAUGCUUUGGGUGCACCUCCUUCUCCAAGGUCUGAUCAUGCUGCUGCAGUACAUGCAGAACGUUACCUCCUUAUUUUUGGUGGUGGUUCUCAUGCUGCUUGCUUCAAUGAUUUGCAUGUUCUUGAUUUGCAAGCAAUGGAAUGGUCGAGACCCACCCAACAGGGCAACAUACCAACUCCACGAGCUGGACAUGCAGGUGUGACUGUUGGAGAAAAUUGGUUUAUUGUCGGAGGAGGGGAUAAUAAGAGUGGUGCCUCUGAGACUGUUGUUCUCAAUAUGUCGACACUUGUCUGGUCUGUUGUCACUUCAGUCGAAGGACGUGUUUCCCUUGCUAGUGAGGGUGUAAGUUUGGUUGUGGGCUCAUACAAUGGGGAAGACGUCCUAGUUGCUUUUGGAGGUUAUAAUGGUCGAUACAACAAUGAGGUCCAUGUUCUCAAACCUAGCCACAAAUCCAGCUUGCAGUCCAAGAUAAUAGAAACACCUGUACCUGACAGUGUCUCUGCUGUGCAUAAUGCCACAAAUGCCACUAGAGAUUUGGAAUCUGAACUUGAUGCAGGACAAGAUGGAAAAAUUAGGGAAAUUGUAGUGGACAAUAUUGACGGGGAGAAAAUCAAAAACAAGGAAGGUGGAGAGCGUUCUAUAACAGCUCUUAAGAAAGAAAAUCAAGAGCUGGAAUCUGAACUAAGUAGGGAAAAAUCGCAGAGUCAACAGUUGAAGCAAGAGUUAGCAGAAGCUGAAAAUCGAAAUGGCGACCUUGUAAAGGAGCUCCAAUCUGUACGCGGUCAGCUUGCUGCAGAGCAGUCUAGGUGUUUUAAGCUUGAGGUUGAUGUUGCUGAGUUGCGGCAAAAGCUACAAACAAUGGAGCAACUGGAGAAGGAACUAGAACUCCUACGUAGACAGAAGGCAGCCUCUGAACAAGCAGCCCUCAGUGCAAAGCAGAAGCAGGGUUCUGGUGGUGUAUGGGGUUGGCUUGCAGGGGCCCCCAAUCAAAGAGAAGAUGAUGCCUGAUGAUUCAAAGUAUGGAAUCUUGCUAGUUUUGUCUGUGAUUGAUUUCAUUUCAUUACUCAGUGAAAUUCAGUUUUGCCUUAUGUACCAGUUUUUUUUAUUUUUUGGUCCCAGGAUAACAAUUAAAAUAUUUUUUUUCCUAGUCUAAAAUUGAAGGUUCAGGGAAUGCAAAUUGGAAAACCCUGUAUACAAUAGUCACAUAGUCGUUUCCGGCUCACCAUGCUUGUAGUAAUAGUAGUAUGUAUUGUAAAACAGGUGUAAAGACUACACUGAGAACUGAGAGGGUUUUCUAAUCUGUCUUUGUUUGGAAUUUUUUCGCUAAUUAUAAUUUUUUUGGUA
Messenger RNA from Spinacia oleracea (spinach), 2520 nucleotides. RefSeq names its product acyl-CoA-binding domain-containing protein 4. NCBI's taxonomy places the organism in Eukaryota, Viridiplantae, Streptophyta, Magnoliopsida, Caryophyllales, Amaranthaceae. The record is from RefSeq and is a predicted model, not a curated record. Bases 169 to 2184 code for a protein of 671 amino acids. Gene Ontology annotation, cellular component: cytosol. The transcript is spliced from 18 exons. Gene Ontology annotation, molecular function: protein binding; fatty-acyl-CoA binding. Gene Ontology annotation, biological process: lipid transport.